Molecule: messenger RNA, 879 nt
Organism: Postia placenta MAD-698-R-SB12
Lineage: Eukaryota; Fungi; Basidiomycota; Agaricomycetes; Polyporales; Adustoporiaceae
Exons: 7
Coding region: 15-620 (201 amino acids)
Biological process (GO): hydrogen peroxide catabolic process; response to oxidative stress; cell redox homeostasis
Cellular component (GO): cytosol
Molecular function (GO): thioredoxin peroxidase activity
Source: RefSeq, a predicted model, not a curated record
UAUCGCUGCUCGCCAUGGUCGCCACUGUUCAAAAGCCCGCCCCCGGUUUCAAGGCCCCUGCUGUCGUGGAUGGCCUCUUCCAGGACAUCUCGUUGUCAGAUUAUCUCGGUCAAUGGGUGGUUCUCUUCUUCUACCCUCUCGAUUUCACGUUUGUGUGCCCGACCGAGAUUCUUGCGUUCAAUGAUGCUUUGCCCCAAUUCAAGCAGCUGAACACCACCGUCCUCAGUGUCUCGACGGACUCGCACUUUUCCCACUUCGCGUGGGCGACGCAGGACCGCAAGCAGGGUGGUCUCGGUCCCGACCUCAAGCUGCCCAUGAUCGCGGACAAGAGCAUGUCGAUCUCCCGUGACUACGGCGUUCUCAUCGAGGAGGAGGGCAUUGCUCUCCGCGGCCUGUUCCUCAUCGACCCCAAGGGCACGCUCAGGCAAAUCACCGUCAACGACCUGCCUGUUGGCCGCUCUGUCGACGAGACCAUCCGUCUCGUCAAGGCCUUCCAAUUCACCGACGAGCACGGUGAAGUGUGCCCUGCCAACUGGACUGAGGGUAGCCAGACGAUCAAGACGGACCCUCACGGCAAGCUGGAGUACUUCAGCACCGCUGGUGGCGCAAAUGGCCACUAGGCGGCAGUCGCGAAUCUGUGUGGUUCCCUUUCCGAUGAAACCAAUUCAAGAACCAUAGACGUGACUAACCCCCUAGAAUGUAGAGAAGACUCGCUAGAUCUCUUGGCCAGAGGCGAUAGACGUUUGUGCUCGUUCGUCUGUUGCUUUGUAUAGAUGCGGAAAACCCCCCUACUUUGCAGUACGGCCAGUGCUAAUAGCUAUCUGAACGUAUUGAAUGUAAAAUCUUGCAUACUUGCAUCCCCUGUAAUUGAUUGUCGUG